GAUCGACAAUAAUUUCUAAUAAAAAAAUUGCAUGACAUUCAUAUUAUACCUACUUAAAUCAUAAAUAACUAUUAUUAAUACAAAAAGUUAGAAUGAAUCAAUAAUUGAUGCUAAUCAAUAACCAGUGUCCGCCUACGUAGAAUGAAACAGCAUAGUCAUUGCCAGUAAACCAAUCGCAUAACGUUUCCGCUCCUCCCCUCUGAUAAACGUCAAAUUAUAUACAAAUUACAAUAACAAUAAACACAAUGAAAAUUAGUGAAAAAUACAAAACGUGAAAUAAAAUUCAAUAAAAAUGGAACUGUUUCGGUCGGAAUCUUAUUAUAUAUUUGUCAGGAAUGAGUCGAGCCUUUGGUGGAAUCGAAUAACUGGUGCAUUUUCAGUUCGUUCAGCAUGGGACCUAUCGGAUAUCGAAGAUAUAGAAUGCUUGGGUAUAACAGAAGGAAUUAUAGGAAAAGUAGAACACACAAAUAUAUACGAGCCACGGUUGAUUAUAAUAAAAGAAAGCGUGCCCGUCGGUCAAAUAUAUUUCCACCAUACAAUAUAUAAAAUAAAAUCAAUAUGCUUCCUGAACAUGGGAGCUACAAAUCAAGAGGUAGAUUUAUGUCCAUGUACUAAACACGGCUCUUCGACUAUACUUGCGAACCGAGGGGGCGGUAAGAAAAUGGGUGCUCGCUUGUUUGAGAAUUCUGUGUUUCUUAACAAAACUGCUGGCGCAGUCAAGAAUGUGAGCAACACUAUCAAAACAACCACACAGCAGGCUGCUACACAGGUGAAACAGACAGUCAAAAAACAACGAGACCCAAAAUUAGCAGAGCGUUUUGAAAAACGACUCACUGAUGAGCUCCACAAGAUAUUUGAUGACUCAGACAGUUUCUAUUACUCACGGACACUUGACCUCACAAACAGCUUGCAACGACAAUACGAAAUUGAAAAAGUUUUGGAAACGGAGGAGGGUAACAAGAAACCGAUCACGGAUAUCACUAGAUGGUGGAAACAUGUUGAUGAUAGAUUCUUCUGGAACAAACAUAUGCUUAGGGAUAUUAUAGCCUUGGAGAGUCCAGAUUGUGACCAAUGGGUACUGCCCAUCAUCCAAGGCUACGUCCAUCUCUCACAAAUAGCAGUGGAGCCAGCCGAUGCCAAUCCCCUGAACACAGAGUCAUUGUCAAACUCUAGCACAUGUGAUGAAACAUUCACUUUGGGACUCAUUUCCAGACGAUCAAGAUAUCAGGCUGGGACUAGGUAUAAUCGCAGAGGCAUUGAACCAGAGGGCAAAGUGGCUAACUAUGUGGAAACAGAACAAAUUGUCUCCAUCAUAUGCUCCGACAGUAUACACAGGGCUUCCUUUGUGCAGGUCCGUGGAUCGGUGCCAAUAUUUUGGAGCCAGCCCGACUACAAGUUUCGACCUCCCCCGAGACUUGAUAAAACGGAAGAGGAAUCGCAUGCAGCGUUCAAAAAGCACUUCGAAGACGAGCUCAAGAUGUACAAGCAAGUGUGUAUAGUGAACCUGGUGGAGCAGCAGGGCCGCGAGCGCGUCAUAUGGGAGGCCUACUCCAACCACGUGCUGCGGUACAACAGCCCCGACGUCAUAUACGCCACCUUCGACUUCCACGAGUACUGCCGCGGAAUGCACUACGAGAACGUCAGUAUACUGAUAAACGCGAUCGCCGACAUCAUAUGCGAGAUGCGAUUUUGCUGGCGCGACGACCGCGGCGUUAUCUGCACGCAAAAUGGCGUCUUUCGUGUCAAUUGCAUCGACUGUCUUGAUCGCACCAACGUUGUUCAGACGGCAAUAGCGAAAUAUGUUUUGGAACUGCAGCUGUGUAGACUGGGCCUGGGUACCCCAGGCUGUGGCCUCCCGCCGUCGUUGAGACAAGCUUUUCUGACCAUGUGGGCAGACAGUGGUGACUUGGUAUCACGGCAGUAUGCUGGGACUAAAGCGUUGAAAGGUGAUUACACACGCACUGGUGAAAGAAAGUUUACAGGAAUGAUGAAAGAUGGUGUAGCAUCCGCAAAUAGGUAUUAUCUGUCAACGUUCAAGGACGCCCUUCGCCAAGUGGCCAUAGACGUAAUGACAGGAGAAUCCCGAUUUAUUCCGGAGCAGCUGAUCGUUCCGGAUGGCACCCGCUGCACGUCUGUUAAGGUUCUUACGCUGAAUGACCAACCUGUACCGGACACAGCAGCAAUGGCCCAACACGUCAAAUCCUUGAUCGACGACUGCAAGAAGUUACUCGUCGAUACUGAACCAGUGCUUGGUUCGUGGGGACUUAUUGAUGCUGACCCACACACUGGCGAUCCCCAGGAAACUGAAAUGGACAGUGUGCUGGUGUUAACAAGUGAGGCGUACUACGUGACCGAUUAUGAUGAAACUUCAGACCGCCUGCUGUCCGUACAGAGAGUUCCCCUGAGGGACGUCACUUCCGUCGAACUGGGGACUUUGGACUCCAGUGCCACGAUCUUCAAUGUUGGCCGCAAGAACACGACAGAGCCAGUGCACUGUAUACGUAUAAACUAUGUAUACAACACCGAAUCCGGCUACUUUCAUAUGUUCAGAUCAACUUCGCUGAGAUUCUUCAACAAUAUGGCUGUGGUUAUUAACACUAAGGAUGAAAUGAUUGAAUCAUUACACUCCAUUUGCGAGUCGUUGGUAGUGGCUCGCGAUAUCGCAAAACUACCACCGAUAUCGUUCCAUGAUGGCGUCAAACUGGAAAGGAAAAAGUCUAAGGUGCAUCCAACGCAAGGCACGUCGGGCGGCGCGAGGUCGUCCCUGUAUUUGGACUUGUCUCGACUGCCCACACUCACUCGAAACGUGAGCGAAACUCAACUGGUCGCAGAUAUACGAAGCGUUGGAUCAAAAGCUCUGAACAACAUGACCGAACAGUUCAGCAAACUAAACAAACUGGGCGCGAGAGCUCGACCGAGUUUACAGUUGAAAUUCGACCAAGGCGCUUCGCGUACUAAGAAAAUUUUCACGUUAGGCCAAAACAAAUCCGAUGGCAAAAAGAAGGGAAGCCAAUCCGACGGUUUGAGUUCCGAUUACUCCUCGGACGACGAAAACAGAACUAAUAUCUUCGAACCAACGUUGGAUAAUUUCGAAAACAUGCAACACUAUAUCGGCGGUCAACAGAAGAAGGACGAAAAUGAUUGCGAUCUGAUCGAAAAUCCUUUGUAUUCCUCCAAAAUUGAACCUCACGAAGAAACUGUAGAAGCUAGUAUACCAAUUUCAACAGAAAAGCAAACUCUAAAAACUCCAAGCAAUAAUUUCAAAAGAAAUCCGUUCGACUCAGAAUCGAUAACCCCUGAAAUUCAAGUCGAAAUGGAUGGGACGUUCAACAAACCAGCGCCACCUAAUUCUUUAUUGCUAUCCCAAAAGUUAUCCCAAAGUUCGGGGUACAUCAACUUCGAUGAGGGGUCCAAUAUUGCGGAAGGUGUCAGCUACCAUAUGAGGUCGAACUCUCAACAUGAAAUUACGUUCAAUAUUGCUCAGUCGCACAGUGAAUCCGCUUUGAAACAGUUGAAAAAUAUCGCCAGUCCGGUAUCAAGUGCUACAAGAGAAAUGGUGUUGUCGCCUUUAUCCAAAUUGGCGAAAGGCGUGCAGACUUUGGGAGCUAACUUGGACCCGAGGAAGAUAAAGGGCCCGGCGUCAGUGAAACAUAUUUCCGAACAACAAUACGAAGAGCACAAAAAACUGCAGGAAAAAUGGCAGGACUGCAACACACGACUCGUCGCCCUGUAAAAACCCAGUAGGUAUAGCUCGUGUCACGAAAGUUGAAACACAAUAGUCAAUUUUAGAACAAGCAGUGGUUUAAAGCUUAGAUCUAUAGAACGCACUUUGACUUUGCUCAGGCUUAAGACAGACGAUUCUCCAUUGGCACUCUAAUAGGGAUGUUUUUUUUAAAACUCGGAUACAAGUUAGAGCCUCGAUAGCUCAACGGUUGAGGAGUGAAUUCCGGAAGGUCCGCGGUUCA
Messenger RNA from Maniola jurtina (meadow brown), 3965 nucleotides. It is a transcript of the gene sp3, whose product is annotated as phosphatidylinositide phosphatase SAC2. The record is from RefSeq and is a predicted model, not a curated record. Bases 293 to 3733 code for a protein of 1146 amino acids. Gene Ontology annotation, molecular function: phosphatidylinositol-4-phosphate phosphatase activity. Gene Ontology annotation, biological process: phosphatidylinositol dephosphorylation; regulation of endocytic recycling. Gene Ontology annotation, cellular component: early endosome; clathrin-coated endocytic vesicle. NCBI's taxonomy places the organism in Eukaryota, Metazoa, Arthropoda, Insecta, Lepidoptera, Nymphalidae. The transcript has 18 exons.